AUGUUAAAAACGGAUCUCAUUUCCUUCUCGACCAUUGCAUGUCAGUACGUCUUCUGGCAUUCUUCUGCGCACGUCUUGGGCGAGGCACUGGAACAGGCUUACGGUGGUCAUCUGUGCUAUGGACCUCCUGUGGAAGAGGGAUUCUAUUACGAUAUGUGGUUUCCACAAAACUUUAUUGUUAUUACUAUUGCUACCACUGUGAUUAUGAAAGCACCAAAACACGUGUCAUCUGACCAAACGGCCUUAUGCUGUUCGCUGCCUACAAACAUUAAACAAAAUAACGCCUUUCUAAAUCCACGAGAUCCUUUCAACAUAGGGGCUUUUGACAUCCGUACUCUAUGUCAAAUUGGCAAACAGGCAAUGCUUGCUGUAACCUUGUACCCCCUUAAAAUCGAUGUAUACUGUGUCUCCGAAACACGCAUACAAGACCCGAGCGUGAUUAUGCAUCUCAGAAUGCUAAGCAUGAACACAGCUCUUUCAUAUUUCUCUCUCCGUGUGUCCGGUGACCCAGAAGCGAUGACUCGUGGAAUAUAUGGCGUGGGAGUCACACUCAACCCCAGAGCUGAACAUGCUUUACUGGAUUGGAUCCAAGUGAACAGUCGCCGAUGA
This is a messenger RNA of Opisthorchis viverrini, 609 nucleotides long. RefSeq lists its product as hypothetical. The record is from RefSeq and is a predicted model, not a curated record. The transcript is spliced from 3 exons. Gene Ontology annotation, biological process: threonyl-tRNA aminoacylation. Bases 1 to 609 code for a protein of 202 amino acids. Lineage: Eukaryota; Metazoa; Platyhelminthes; Trematoda; Opisthorchiida; Opisthorchiidae. Gene Ontology annotation, molecular function: nucleotide binding; threonine-tRNA ligase activity.